ACAACAACAGCAAUUACUAAUGGCGGCAGCAGCAGUGGCAGCGGCAGCAGCUUGCUGCUUACUUCAGCAACAAAAGCGCUGAGAGCAACAACAGCAGCAUCCACAACUGCAAUGACAACAUCAACAACUACUUCGCGAACACCAUCGCAAUUUGUGGAAGCCUCGUUGACUUCGCUGUCAUUAACGGCAUCAUCAACAUCAUCGUCCGCCAUCGCCGCCUCUCCCUCGCUGCCAUCGUCUCCAACAACUGCCCUGGAGCUGCUCUCGACCAUCGCCAGCAACAUAACGGGUAACGCGAAUGCCAAUAUCAGCAGCGUGGUUGAAACCAGCGAACAAUUCGAAGACAGUUGGCUGGACAUGUCGCUGCUGCUGCUCAAGGGUUUCAUCUUUUCGUCAAUUAUCCUGGCCGCAGUGCUGGGCAAUGCAUUGGUCAUCAUUUCAGUGCAACGCAACCGUAAACUGCGCGUUAUAACAAAUUACUUUGUUGUGUCAUUGGCGAUGGCCGACAUGUUGGUCGCCCUCUGCGCAAUGACAUUCAACGCAUCCGUGGAGCUGUCUGGCGGCAAGUGGAUGUUUGGGCCAUUUAUGUGCAAUGUGUACAACAGUCUGGAUGUAUAUUUUUCCACGGCGAGCAUACUGCAUCUGUGCUGCAUAUCAGUGGAUAGAUACUAUGCAAUAGUGCGUCCACUGGAGUAUCCAUUGAAUAUGACUCAUCGCACUGUAUGCUUUAUGCUCGCCAACGUGUGGAUAUUACCCGCCCUUAUUUCGUUUACACCUAUUUUCCUGGGCUGGUACACAACGGCCGAACAUUUGCGCGAGAUUUCCCUGCAUCCGGAUCAAUGUUCAUUUGUGGUUAACAAGGCCUACGCACUCAUCUCCAGUUCAGUAAGCUUCUGGAUACCAGGCGUUGUCAUGCUGGUUAUGUACUGGCGCAUCUUUAAGGAGGCUGUGCGUCAGCGCAAGGCAUUGAGCCGCACCAGUUCCAACAUACUGCUGAACAGCGUUCACAUGGGCCACACCCAGCAGCCCACCAAUCUCAGCUACUUACAUCCCAGCGACUGUGAUCUCAAUGCAAAAUCCGCACGAGAGGAAACGAAUAGUGCUCUCAGCAAUUUGGAGGAUAUGCUACAGACGGCCACCGAUGAGGACGACGAUAAGGACGAGUGCGAUGAACUGCGCGUGCCAUCGCCGCCACCGCGUCGCCUUAGCCGCAGCAGCAUCGACCUGCGUGACCUUGAGCAGGAGCGUUAUGAGAAGGUUACGCACACGGACAGCGCUCCAUCGAUGAUGGCGCUGCAGCAGCAGCAGCCAGCUCUCAACCAGCUGCAGGCGCCGGUGCCUGUAUUCAAUCCGCAGAUUUGGGUCGAAACCCUAGCAAAGAAGACACCUCAGUCAGCAACAGCAACAUUUCAGCAGCAACAGAGCCUGACAAGUGGCAGCGGCAACAGCGAGCCAGAGCCGGAGUCAACGGCCUAUCGCGUGUUUGGCCUGCACAGCGAUGAUAGCGAGACGAAUGACCAUUAUGACACACACUUGCCACUGGCCGAGGACAACAAAGAGUUGAAGCGACUCAUCGAGGAUAAUUAUUUGUACUUCAAGAAGCAAACAAGCGCUGCGGGCGGCAAAUAUGCCGCACUGAGCGAGUCAGAUUUUAUUCGACUGAAGGCAGGAGCUGCGGCCAGCGGGCACAAAGCAUUUGCAGCGAGUGACUCGGAAUUUAUGCGCACCAUCAGCGAAUCGAAGGUGCCCGAUCAACUGCCCGGCAAGGAGAAGGGUUUCAAUUUCAUGUCACUGCUGGCCAAAACGAAGCGCUCUAGCGCCGAGUGCUUUGCCCUCGAACGGAAACGACAGCAGGCCAACUCCGAGGGCUCCAGUUUCUUUAGACGCUCGCGUAAUCGCAAGCUAUCACAUAGCUAUAAUGGAGGCGCCAGUAGCAGUGGCAGCGGCGGCGCCAAGGAACGCAAACUUGAGCAGCGGGCGCGACAGCACAGCGACACCGACUCGACGCCCAACAAGCCGGACAUACUGCUGGACAUAAACGUGCUCAGCGAGCAGAACGCGGCAAGUGCGGCGGAUGGCAAUGGGCUACAGCUAAUCGACUUUGGCAGCGAUGCGGUUGUCGGCGUUAGCGUCACUGAUGAUGAACUGGCCCAGCUAGCCGAUUGCUUUGCCGAGUCACCUAAGCAGCCGGCAACACCGCCGCCAUCGCUGUCACCGCCGGAGCUGCCCGAGCAAAGUGGCAUGCUUAUUACGAACAGCUCGGAGCUGGCCGAGAUCUUUCGCUCGCUGAGCUUUCCGAUGGGCGAGCAGUCCAAGUCCAGGCGUCAGGCGGCGCCGCAGCGCAUGAGCACGCUGAGCGAUCAGGUGUGCCCCAACUAUAUGAUGUCCCCACCGAAUACGCCAGCAGCUGUGAACGCAGCCGUUGCGGCUGCUAACUCAUCGCAAUCGGCGUCCAUCAACGUGUACUUCUUGUCGCCGCCGCCGCACGCGGCUGGCUAUACGCCAAGUGACACAUCCACCGUAUCACUAGACGUGGUCACCACACUGCCUGUGCCGCAGCCAGGGACAGCUACACAGUACCAGCAGCAGCCACCCAACAUAUCACCCAAGCCCGAAAUCAUACUUGACUCCACACUCUCGCCAGUAGACGGCAGCGAAGGCCACGGACUGGCCGAGCACAAGGAUAUCACCUCACCCUUGCUGAAGCGUAAAGAUAGCGCCACCGACACGGAUGUGAGCGCUUCCGGCGGCCGACAGCGCUUUCUCACUGGCUACGAGGGUAUUCAGACCAUGCGGAAACGACAAGCGUCGGUGGUCACCUAUGAUGUGAACGUUAUCAACUUCUCCCAGGAGCAAAGCGACAGUCGCAGCUACAUUCCUAUGGGUCGCGUCUCCACCAGUUCGGCAAAGCACGAAUUUUCCAAUAAAUCCUCACUGAUUCGACGCGGUGGCAUCUGCAUUUUUGUGGAUGAAGACGAGGCCGAUAUUAUUGAGCAAAGGCCGCACGGCGUUACUUUUGCCCCGGCCGCCAACCCGGCGCAAAAGUGUCCGCUCUGUGGCGCCGACAUCAGCGCCACCACAACCGCCAAUACCACCAACACCACCACCACCACUACAACCACCGACACCAACACCUCAGUCAGAGCAAGUAGUAAUCGUAGUAGUAACGCUCAGGCCCCAGCUAUGACUCCGGCUCCGGCUACAACACCGGCUCCGAUUUCAGGGCAGGAACAACCCUCGCGCACGCGCUCACGCUUCUGGCACAAACAAUUGGCGGCGCUCGUAGCAUGUUGGCAGCAGAGCAACAACCGGAAGCAGCGCUAUAAAACCGGAUGUAGUCACUGUGGUGCAACCGGCGGCUCAGUGCGACCCGCGAAAGGUUGGAAGGCCGAGCACAAGGCCGCUCGCACUUUGGGCAUCAUUAUGGGUGUGUUUUUGCUCUGCUGGCUGCCCUUUUUCCUUUGGUAUGUCAUCACGUCGCUCUGUGGCGCCUCCUGCCCCUGCCCGGAUGUGGUUGUCGUGGUACUCUUCUGGAUUGGCUAUUUCAACUCAACACUUAAUCCGCUCAUCUACGCCUAUUUCAAUCGAGACUUUCGCGAUGCCUUUCGCAAUACGCUGGAGUGUGUGCUACCCUGCCUGGAGAAGCGCAAUCCGUAUAAUGCUUACUAUGUCUAGAGUAUACAAAGAUCCAUAAAUGCUACCAAACGAUGCCACUGUAAGUGAUAUUAAAUACUCUUAGCUACUUAGCUAAUACCAAAUAAAACGUUAAUCAUACAAAAAAAAACUCUGUUAAAGCCUUCGAGCUAAGCAAUACUCAAUUAUGUGUUUAUUAUGUAUAAGUAUUUAUGCAAUUGUACGUAUGUAUUUAUAAGUAAGCAUUACGCUAAGCUGGGAGCUCUUAACUUAAUGGAUUCUCUGGCUAUAUCAUGUCAAAUGUGUGUCUAUUAAGCAUAUACGUAAAACCUCUUUGUCCCUAGUAUAAAGAAAACUCUCAAAACCGAAGCAAUUGAACAAGCCACUAGAAAAUAAAAAAGAACUAAGAAAAUAUAUAACUACUAGAAAAAUAUAUAACUACCUAAAAGUAGUAAUCCUUCGGCGAAUUUUCGAAGCUUUUCAAAUGUCCGAUUGCUGUAUUCCAAAGCUUAAAUACAGAACUCUCUUAAGUCAAAUUUAAAAUAUGACUCAAUUGAUAAUGCUUUAAAUAUAAUGAAGUAUACUAUUCCGUUAUUAUAUUAAACAAAUUGUUACAUUUUCAACUUAGUGUUUGAAACUCUAAUUAAAUUUAAAACGGUGAAAAUAAACGGAUCAUGCCUAAUAAAUGCAAAUUGACCCACAAAAAUAGGGUACUACAAUGGUAAAAAUCAGUUUAAGCCAAUCAAUAUCCUGUUUCCAUUUUAAAAACUCUUGAAAAUGGAAUAAAACUGGAUCCUAAUUUUGUGUUAAGCGCGUAAGUUAGAUUAAUAGAUAUUGUUCGUCUUGAAACAAACAUUAGUGUUAAGGUAUGCAAUCUAAAUUGAAUUGUUCGCGUCAUAAAGAAUAAUCCAGCUUAAUGACAAUCUAACAAAACUAACAAAAAAGAAAUGAAAACCGCAAUGAAGCAACUUUAAAAUGCAAAAGUUAUCAGACGUAGCAACUUUUAUAAUUUGCUAGAAAACGUGAAUAAAUUACUUGGUUUCCUUUUUUAAGUUAAAGCUACUUUUGUGAUACCUAUUAAGGGGAAUUGAUUUCAUUUUUAGUUCAAUUUGGUAACGAUUUCUGUACGCAUUGCAAGUUUAUGUUUUAGAUAAAGCGAAUGAAAUGUAAACUCGAUAUAUAUAUAACAUAUAUACAUAUUUUAUUUCUAUGUAUUUACUUGCUGAAAACUAACUAAUUAAGAG
This is a messenger RNA of Drosophila novamexicana, 4877 nucleotides long. Its product is annotated as octopamine receptor beta-3R-like. Bases 112 to 3675 code for a protein of 1187 amino acids. The transcript has 8 exons. Gene Ontology annotation, molecular function: octopamine receptor activity. NCBI's taxonomy places the organism in Eukaryota, Metazoa, Arthropoda, Insecta, Diptera, Drosophilidae. The record is from RefSeq and is a predicted model, not a curated record. Gene Ontology annotation, biological process: adenylate cyclase-activating adrenergic receptor signaling pathway. Gene Ontology annotation, cellular component: membrane.